Penicillium antarcticum is the source of this 1707-nucleotide messenger RNA. Its product is annotated as sugar porter family MFS transporter. Gene Ontology annotation, molecular function: carbohydrate:proton symporter activity. Gene Ontology annotation, cellular component: plasma membrane. NCBI's taxonomy places the organism in Eukaryota, Fungi, Ascomycota, Eurotiomycetes, Eurotiales, Aspergillaceae. The record is from RefSeq and is a predicted model, not a curated record. The coding region runs from base 1 to 1707 and encodes 568 amino acids. Gene Ontology annotation, biological process: carbohydrate transport; transmembrane transport. The transcript has 4 exons.
AUGUUCAAGAAAGUGUUUCGGAAACGUCCGCAGGACCUCUAUGCGGACUCUGAACUCCAUAGAGAGUCGUUCUCUACCCAUGGCGAGAAAGGACCUGGUGAUGUCGUGGACACGCCCGUCCCGCUGUUAACAUGGCGUUCAUUCACCAUGGGCGUCUUCGUCUCGAUGGGAGGUUUCCUGUUCGGUUACGAUACUGGUCAGAUCUCGGGUUUCCUUGAGAUGCCCAAUUUCCUGCAACGAUAUGGCGAACUUCAACCUGAUGGCACUUAUGGAUUUAGCAAUGUGCGCUCAGGUCUCAUCGUAGCUUUGUUAUCUAUUGGCACCCUGAUGGGAGCUCUGGUCGCUGCCCCAAUUGCCGAUCGCGUUGGACGGAAAUGGUGUAUCAGUGGCUGGUGUGGAGUGGUGUGCGUUGGAAUCACCGUUCAAAUUACCUCGCCCAGUGGCAAGUGGUACCAGGUCGCCAUAGGCCGUUGGGUCGCUGGACUUGGCGUCGGUGCUGUUUCACUGCUCGUGCCAAUGUAUCAAGCCGAGUCAGGACCGCGUCAUAUUCGAGGAUCACUCAUUAGUACCUACCAGCUGUUCAUUACCCUUGGAAUCUUCGUUGCCAACUGCAUCAACUUUGGAACCGAGGCCAACGCCGACACUAGCUCAUGGCGUAUUCCCAUGGGCAUCACAUACCUCUGGGCCAUAAUUCUUGGUACUGGCAUGCUGUUCUUCCCGGAAAGUCCGCGUUAUGACUACCGUCAUGGCAAGGUCGAGAAAUCCAUGAACACCCUUUCCAAGAUCUAUGGUAUCCCUCGCAACCACCGUGCUCUCCAUAUCGAGUUUGAUGAGAUCAAGGAUAAGUAUGAGGAGGAAGUGCGUAAUGGAAAAGCUGGUUGGAUACAACUGUUCCGGGCUCCGACCAUGUCAUACCGGGUGGCUGUUGGUGUCGCCUUGCAAGCUCUGCAGCAGCUGACAGGUGCCAACUACUUCUUCUACUAUGGAACAACCAUCUUCCAAGGUGCCGGUAUCCAAAACAGCUACGUGACCCAGAUGAUUUUGGGCGGCGUAAACUUUGGAACCACCUUCCUUGGCCUCUACCUGAUUGAGCACUACGGUCGCCGUCGUUCUCUAAUUGCCGGCGCCCUAUGGAUGUUCGUUUGCUUCAUGAUCUUCGCUUCAGUAGGCCACUUCCUACUCAAUCGCGAUGACCCAGAAUCAACCAAAACUGCCGGUGUGGUAAUGGUAGUAUUCGCCUGUCUGUUCAUCCUCGGGUUCGCAAGUACAUGGGGACCAAUGGUCUGGACCAUCAUCGCCGAGCUCUAUCCAUCCCAAUACCGCGCGAAGGCUAUGUCACUCGCAACAGCAUCAAAUUGGCUCUGGAACUUCCUCCUUGCAUUCUUCACCCCGUUCAUCACCGACGCAAUUGACUUCCGCUUCGGAUACGUCUUCGCAGGAUGUCUAUUCCUCGCCGCUGGCUUGGUAUACGUCGCCGUUAUAGAGGGACAGGGCCGGACCUUGGAGGAAAUUGAUACAAUGUAUCUGAUGAAAGUCAAGCCAUGGAAGAGCUCUAAGUUCGAGUUCCCUGCCGAUCCGAACAUCAUCCGUGGUUCGUUUGAUAAGGGAGGUGAUCAACCAGCGUCGGCUCAUAUUACUGAUCCUACUACUGAGUUGCGUGAGGAUGGGACAACUGUACCGGAGACUGUGCCUGAGACCCGUGCAUAG